AUGUCGAGUAGCGAGGCGGCAAACCCAGACCCCAGUGUCGUCCCCCAAGACCCUGUCGAGGUUAAGGGCGAAGUUGAACCCAUCAAGCCUUCGCAGCACCCGGCAUUGAACAAGGUGCCCAAGGAAGUCAAAAGUACCAUUUCCCACGCAGACGAGAUCAUUCUGCGCAUCAGCAAGUUGGUCAAGACUACCGCAGGCCUCGGUGCCGCUCUGUCCACUCUCAACUAUGCCAUCUAUCUCGCCGCAUACCUCGAGACCAAGGCUCCCUCCCGCGCUGCCAUCAUUGCAUACAUCUCACGCCUCAUCGGUCGCACACCUUCGAAGCUCCCUGCUGCCGCUGUAGGUCCGGCCGGCGCUACCUCGUUCCUCACCCCGCUGGGAGCUCUUGUGUCUGAUACCCGUACAUCGCUGCGCUUGAUUGGAUUGCUGCCCUUAUACAUCUGGAUGAAGACGCUUUUGUCCAAAAAAGCCGCGGCCGAUAUGGACCCGGCCCUCCGGCGGGUGGCGCUGCUACAAUGUGGGGGAUACAUCGGUUUCCAAGCCCUGGAAAACGUAUACCACCUGGCCGGCAAGGGCGUCGUGCCUCUCUCAUUCAUCGAAAAGCGAGGAGGUGUCGCCAAGUGGGUUGCAUGGAGCUGUCGUGCAUGGUGUGUGGGAGUAGCCAGCGACUUCCUCCGCCUGUGGCGCGAAGCUGAGAUCGAAAAGGGAAAGCAGAGCAGCAAGUCGGCCAAGGAGAGGGAAGACUACGAUCGCAAGUGGUGGAACGAGUUCAUGGUUGCGGCAUAUUGGAUGCCUGUCGCUCUUCACUACAGCCUGUACCCCGAGGGCCUUCCAGGCAUGAAUACGGGGUUGGUCGGCUUUUUUGGCCUGAUGGCCGGUCUCAACAACUUCAGGAACCAGUGGGCUGCCACUGCUUGA
Messenger RNA from Fonsecaea erecta, 918 nucleotides. RefSeq lists its product as hypothetical. The transcript is spliced from 2 exons. Gene Ontology annotation, cellular component: peroxisomal membrane. Gene Ontology annotation, biological process: peroxisome fission. Lineage: Eukaryota; Fungi; Ascomycota; Eurotiomycetes; Chaetothyriales; Herpotrichiellaceae. The coding region runs from base 1 to 918 and encodes 305 amino acids. The record is from RefSeq and is a predicted model, not a curated record.